This is a messenger RNA of Colletotrichum aenigma, 2289 nucleotides long. Its product is annotated as Ankyrin repeat domain-containing protein 50. Bases 1 to 2289 code for a protein of 762 amino acids. The record is from RefSeq and is a predicted model, not a curated record. The transcript has a single exon. Gene Ontology annotation, molecular function: protein binding. Lineage: Eukaryota; Fungi; Ascomycota; Sordariomycetes; Glomerellales; Glomerellaceae.
AUGGAAAUCCCAUCGUCACAGAGCGACUCGGGAGUACAGACUGAUCUGCAGUUGGGAGUUGCAAGCAAGGAUGUGGAGAUUGUCAAGGAUCUCUUGUCCCAAGGGGCAGACCCGAUUAUUGACCCUCAGGAAGGACAACAUCCUCUUAUCAUGGCUUCUGGAAAUGGAAGUUUGGCUAUCGUCCAGGAGUUGAUUCAGGCCGGGGCGCCAGUGAAUGUUCACGGGAAGAAAAGGAGGAGUUAUAUGUACUUUCAAGCUGCGGAUGCGAGUCCGAUGCAUGCAGCCAUUGCAAACGGCUCUUUGGACGUGGUCAAAGUACUCUUGGAAAACGGUGCCGACAUCGAACUCAGUGUUCAUGAAUCAGGCACACCUCUCACUAUCGCAGCUGCUAAAGGUCGGGUCUCGAUCAUGCGUCACUUACUACUGGCUGGUGCAAAUGAUAGCAGCAGCUCGGCUGUCAGGAAAGCUAUUGAAAACAAUCACCUCGACAUUGUGAGAGUACUACUUGGAGAAGGAGCUCAGGCUAUAAACAUGCUCUCCGUGGCAUGCGAGCGUGGUCGGACCAAAAUGAUAGAGCUGCUUAUUGAAAGCAUCCCCGACAAAGGCUCUUUAGAGACAGCCCUUGAUGGGGCAUUCGCCGUGGCAGGUCUCGCAAAAUCUGUCAUACGAGUCCUGCUUUGCUUCGCAGCACCGACAGCACAGCGUUUUCUCAAAGUUUCUGCAGUGGGAUCAGCAUUUUCUGUCAAGUUGAUGCUGGAACAGGGUGAUAUUGACGUCAAUCUACCAACAGAAGAUGACGGCAAUUUGCCGCUGCAAGUCGCAGCACUGAAUUUGAAUUUUGAGGCAGUACAGGUACUGCUUGAAAUUGGAGCCCACACAGAGUGCACCAGUGCCGAACAUGGCACGCCAUUAAUUACUGCCCUGGAAGUAUGCGCUGUUUCGACGCUACGUACUGCGAAAGAUGAGGGACUCCGGAAAAUUGUCAACAGCCUCACCCUCCCAAAUGCGCGAAAGCCAUCACCUACCUGGGCUUUGGGAAGGGGGGAUCACUACACUUCACAGUACAAGUCUAUGCAGCAGUUAUCCAAGUGCUCAGCCAUAGUGCAAUUUCUGAUCGACCACGGGGCAAACGUCGCUGACGUGGGGCGGCCUCUCGGAUCUCCACUGCAUCUAACCUGUCUCCUUGGAAGUAGCGCUAUGGUUGAGAAGCUCAUACAACGUGGCGCCGAUCUUGACGCUACGGCCGGAUACUUCGAGAAGCCCGUUUUCGCUGCAAUCCAUGGCAAAAACGCAGACAUUGUCUCGUUACUUUUGAAGCAUACGCCAACCCCAAGCCAUGUUCAUACUGAAUAUUCCACCCCCUUACAUUACGCAUGUGCAGUGGAUGAUGCUGCAUCUGUCCGCAAGCUACUGGAAUGCGGUGCAGAUGCUGCUAUUGCCAACCGGCUUGGCGAAACACCGCUUACGAUUGCGCUGCGCAACUUUUGUUCUGAAUAUUGGCCAGGACGCGAUCGAAAAGAAACCUUUGUGGAUGUGAUCAUCUCCAUGGCAGAGUCACUUCGUGUCUCUGACCACGAUAUUGUCGCUGCAUCUCAGCUCGGAACACUGGAUUCAGAGAAAACUAUUCGUCAACUAUUGGAUCUUGACAAGAGCGCGGCGUCUCAUGAAGAUACCAUGUGCCACAUCCUCACUUCCCGGUCGUAUGCUGUUGCGGAUACAAUCAAGCUUCUCAUGCCCCGCAUGGGUGGGAUCGGGGUGACUGACCGAAUGCUCAAAUGCGGCCCGAGCGAACAGGCCCUUAAAGCACUGCUCGAUUGCACCCCUAUGAGCAAGGUACCAAAAGACGUGCUUCUGGCGCAGGAGAACGUCGCAUGCAUGGAGCUCUUACUCAAGUUCGACAGCGCAGCUCCAGCUACCCAAGAGAUCCUGCUGCGAGCCUUGGAACUGAAAGACUAUGGAGGCGAGACCAAAAAAGGUGUCUUGGCAGAGUUAUUCAAGCGAAAUCCAGCCCUGUGCGUCACCCAAGACAUGCUGCAAGCAGUAGACUCUGCAGCCAUCUUGGAAAUAUUUCUCAGCCACUUCAGACCUGUGACCGGAAUCUCCGAGGACACUCUGGGCAAAAUAUUCACCUCAGUACAGUGGCAGGUGCAAGAAACACUUCGUAUUCUCCACCAGCACAACCCCAGCAUUCAAUUUAGCGACAAGAUCGUUUUGCAGUCUCUGGAGCAGUCUUCUCGCCGGUUGACGCCCUUGAACUCCUUCUGGACCAUCAGCCAUCAAUGGUUGUAA